This is a messenger RNA of Saccharomycodes ludwigii, 558 nucleotides long. It is a transcript of the gene SKP1, whose product is annotated as SCF ubiquitin ligase subunit SKP1. The record is from RefSeq and is a predicted model, not a curated record. Gene Ontology annotation, molecular function: cullin family protein binding. Gene Ontology annotation, cellular component: cytoplasm; nucleus. NCBI's taxonomy places the organism in Eukaryota, Fungi, Ascomycota, Saccharomycetes, Saccharomycodales, Saccharomycodaceae. The transcript has a single exon. Gene Ontology annotation, biological process: mitotic cell cycle; SCF-dependent proteasomal ubiquitin-dependent protein catabolic process. Bases 1 to 558 code for a protein of 185 amino acids.
AUGUCAAGUCACAAUAAAGCAGUACAAAAAGUUACAUUGGUCUCUGUGGAGGGAGAAAAGUUUACUAUUGAUAGAGUAAUAGCUGAGCGCUCAUUGUUACUAAAGAACUAUUUAACUGAUAUGUACAAUACCAAGUUAGAUGAAGAUGAUGAAGACGAAGAUGAACAUGAAGAAAAAAAUGGUGAUAAUGAGAACAUUUUAAUACCUGUGCCUAAUGUUAGAUCAUCAGUUUUGGAAAAAGUUAUUGAGUGGGCUGAGCAUCAUAGAGAUUCCAAGUUCCCGGAUGAAGAAGAUGACGAUUCGAGAAAAACAGCACCAAUCGAUGCCUGGGACCGUGAGUUUUUAAAAGUGGAUCAAGAAAUGAUGUAUGAGAUCAUAUUAGCUGCUAAUUAUUUAAAUAUUAAGCCAUUGUUGGAUGCUGGCUGUAAAGUUGUUGCAGAAAUGAUUAGAGGUAGAACACCUGAAGAAAUCAGAAGAACUUUUAACAUUGUCAAUGACUUUACAUCGGAAGAAGAAGCUGCUAUUAGACGGGAAAACGAAUGGGCUGAAGAUCGUUAG